Molecule: messenger RNA, 1391 nt
Organism: Lolium perenne
Lineage: Eukaryota; Viridiplantae; Streptophyta; Magnoliopsida; Poales; Poaceae
Source: RefSeq, a predicted model, not a curated record
CAUCAGCUAUUUAACAUAGUUUUGGUUUGAGAGGACAGACGACAUACCCGUGGUACAUGCUUGAACAAGCACACCACAUCUGUUUACUUACAAUAUGAAGUUCUUUAGCAUGUUGAGCCAUGAGACCUUGGUAGGCUUGAGUUUUGACUUUGUAAGAAAAUGAUUGACCGGUCAAAGUUACGGUUACAAACACGCAAUAUUGAAACGUUUGUCACGUGCAGAAAUUUUGAAAGAUUUCUCUGGCUGGAAUUUAUUCUAUCACACUCUUUUGGCCGAAUGUAAUUGUAGAAAAUAUGAAAGGGUAUACAAUUAUUAAUGUCCUUAAUUAUCGUUUCCAUCAUCUGGCUAUAUAGUAUCUGUGCGAUAUGCGUUUGGCAUCACUUGGCAGCGCAGAUGAAUCAGGUGAGCUCCAGCGCCAUUGGCGGGUCUGAUGUGCCGCCACCACCAGAACAGCAACAGAUGUUGGAUGCGGUAGGCCUCACCAUGGGGGUGGAUACCAAGUUGGCGAUGAGGCGCAGCAUUAACCGAGACAGGAUAUCCGAGCAUAUAGAGAGUAAGAAAUACUUGGCUAACUUGCAAGGGAUGCUGCCAGACCUUGCGACACAGCUCGAGGAAAUAUUGUUUAAAGUUCAUGGAUGCAAGAGGGAGUACUACAAUAUGGUGGAGCGGCUGUUUGAGCCAGAAUUGCAGCUUGCUAUCCAGCUCUUGAGUGUCCAGAACCCACAAAAUCAAGAACUGUCAAGGAAUAUCCAAACUUUCCCUGCAAUAGGAACAGAUUUUUGCGCACCUGGUAGUAUCAAGGGCGAAAGUGGAAAUCCUAUGAUGUAUUCAGAUGUGAAAUUUAAGAUGGGACUUGCUUCUUCAUCUCUAAUAGGAAAACAUCCCAAGGUGAUGGAGGCGAAGGAGGUCCCAAGGGAACUAAAGUUCAGCUGCCCAGUCUGCAUGAACGAGCUGGUGGAUGCAUCAUCCACCAUAUGCGGCCACAUCUUCUGCGAGAACUGCAUCAAGGCCUCUAUCCAGGCUCAGAGAAAGUGCCCUACCUGCCGGAAGAAGCUGACCCUGCGCGGUUUCCACCGGCUCUACCUCCCGGCGACAAACUAGAGCCGCUGCGCCAAUCUGAACUUUCUCCCCACCAGCAUUUUGGGAUUGUAUCUGAAUGACUGAAUCAGCCUUCACAAGGUUAUCGUUACCAAUUAGUUUUUUCCCAAAAAUUUGAGAACCAUGUUUUCAUGGCACUUGAGACGUCGUUAUCAAUAAGUAUCUGUAGCUGGUUAAGAAUAUAGAUAUCUCAAGACUGUUGUUGCCUUUCCUUUGGCAUGUCAAAGCCCGUGCCUGGUAUUGUGAACUCCGUGUGCGAUGAAAUAUUUGAUAUAUAUUUUUUCUGUUUUUUA